GGACGCCUGGCGUCCCGGCGCCUGUUUAUCCAGUGUGCUCACAGCAUCCAGCGGGAACGGACGUUUCGCGUCGGGAACAACAUUUCGUCCAAAACUUUUAUCGACUUGUAAGAGGAUCGUUUGGUUGAAUGCGGUCCACAACGUAGAGAAAUACAACGUAGGGUAAACCGCCCACCUACAAAAUGCCGGUUGGAGGCAGAGUCGCUGGGAAAGUUACCGGAUAUAUCUCCAACGGAUAUAAUGGUCGCUCCUACCAGGGAAUCAACGAAGAGAUCAUUUGGGUCAGCAUAGGCAUGGGAAUCGCCAUCGCUGUCCUAAUCACGAUAGCACUUUGCUACAUUAUGCGAGAAAAGUGUAUUCAGAGGCGAGAAUACUACAUCACGGCAUGAAUCGUCCCCCUUUGAUUAAUUAAACAUUAGUUAUUACUGAAUUAGCGCGUAGUCUCUUCCUGUAUAUAAGUACAUUUAGAAUUUCAAAUUGCUCACUAAACUUGCCAUUUAAACGCAUCAAAUUAAAAAAGCGACAAUAAUGAGUUUGCCGGAUUUCUUGUUGAGUUUCGCUGUCCAACUAACUCUAGACUGAACCAAAAGCUCGGUAAGUUAAAGUCUUAUGUGAUAAAAACAAGCUAAAUGACCAUGCCAGGGUAGCAUUAGUCCUAGUCGAAGUUUCCCGAGCGCCCCCGUGGUAAAUUUAAAUCAAUUACAAGCGAAACGUCAAUUAAUGAAAACACCAAAGUUGGCGAACGCAGGUGCACCCACAUUAAGAAAAUUAAGUCACUAAUGUAAUCCCAAACUUCGCGAAAAACGCUAUCAGAGCUGAGCUUCAAUGAUAAGAAACCGUUUUCGUUUAUUUUCCCUGGAGAACUUGUCGUAAAAUUUGUCUCGCUGGAUGAGAUCCCACAUUAGGGGAAAAACUCGAAAUAAAAUCGUGUGGCGACUCUUCAUACAGUUGCGCCAACUUAAAUCGAUGCUUCGAUAAACCGGAAUAAAUUUGAAAUUCAAAGUACACUUGGAUUUACCACGGGGCUGUAGGCCUAUGUAAUCUUUGUCCUUUUCUGUGGACCAAUACGUAAAUCUGUGUAACUAGAUGUAAAUGUGAAAGGUAGUUUAGUCGUUUUAAAUAUGCUUUUCGAGACUUUAUUAUAUGAGUUCCAACACC
Messenger RNA from Tribolium castaneum (red flour beetle), 1158 nucleotides. RefSeq lists its product as uncharacterized. The record is from RefSeq and is a predicted model, not a curated record. The transcript is spliced from 3 exons. NCBI's taxonomy places the organism in Eukaryota, Metazoa, Arthropoda, Insecta, Coleoptera, Tenebrionidae. Bases 183 to 389 code for a protein of 68 amino acids.